Pomacea canaliculata is the source of this 5456-nucleotide messenger RNA. RefSeq lists its product as uncharacterized. Gene Ontology annotation, biological process: G protein-coupled receptor signaling pathway. Gene Ontology annotation, molecular function: G protein-coupled peptide receptor activity. The transcript has 4 exons. The record is from RefSeq and is a predicted model, not a curated record. Bases 1254 to 3008 code for a protein of 584 amino acids. Gene Ontology annotation, cellular component: plasma membrane. NCBI's taxonomy places the organism in Eukaryota, Metazoa, Mollusca, Gastropoda, Architaenioglossa, Ampullariidae.
CCCUGGGAACCCUGUAUUUAGUCCGUGUUAGACACAAUGAACCACUUCCAGUUCACUAUCAUCAUUCCUAGGAGGUUAUAAGGCUUUUAUUUUUUAAAAAUCAUCGAGUGACUGAAGGGUUAGGAUUUACUGUUUCAAAAUAUUUUUCAAAAAUUCUUUUGCCUGUGAGGAUGCCAUGGAGAGUAAUAGUUGUUAAAAAGGCUUUAUGUUUCGCAGUAUGGCGUGUGACUUGAAGAGGACAGCUCUUGAAACGAGGCUCUCUCGUGGCUGGACUGGCUUCAGAUGUUAGAAGAGUCGUUGCCAGGGAUGUUGAGGUGUCGUCCUCAAAGUCAUUAUAACAGGCAAGGUGGCUGGACCACGAGCCGAAGUUUACAGCGUCUGUCAUCAAAUCCACAAAAGACGUUGGAAUGUCUUAACAAUGACUAGUGAAAAAAGUAGGGUGGCCUUUAUCUAGUUAUCUCAACCCAAAGAAAAAAAGAGGACAGUCGGCCUUUAUUGUUUUUAUUAUUUCUUCCUGUAAUUGUUUUUUCUGAAUCUCUGAGACACUGAUUUAAAAUAAAAAGAAAACUAACAGAAGGGUUGGGGACGGACGAAGACGUGAGCCACAUAAAAUGUCUUUCUGUGAUGGUGUAAGGACAAGGCAAUCGUGUCGUGAGGAAAUGCUCUACAAUGGCGGGCGUUGGUAGCCUGUUCUACUUCUGCGAUGGAAGAAAAUUGGAAUGGGUAGGAGGGGGAAAAGGGAAGGAGGUCGGUUCGUUGGUUUCCCAUAUCGAUGACGUAUUGCUGGGAUGGCGAAACCUUGGCAUUUCUGUUUGAAAGUGAGGUCUUUGCACGCUACAGUGAUUGUAAUAUAUCACACCAAAGAACUCGCUUCGAGUCUGGCCAGACAUACCGAUAUAAAUGAACAAACAAAACGGCCAAAGAAGCUUUGGCUUUAAGCAGACGAUGUGUUGCUUGCUUGUUUCUUCCGUUCUUUACACCGAAUCAGCUACUGAUGCUACAUCAUGGCAAGCUAGUCCAGUGCUAUAAACAAGUACAAGAUCCGGGGAAAGAAGUCGCAUGUCGGUGCGAGAUCUGAACCUGUGACCCCAUGAUCUUUGCUAUUUUGGUGACACGUGCUUGGCUGUGUGCUACCGUGCAUGCCGCUUUUUAAGCAGAAGAGGAGAAUAAAAGACACGCACGAGGAUUUCAAAAGGUAGAAAAUUAAACAUCAUUCAGUAGUCGAUGCAGUGGUUAAUAUUAUUCGGUGCACGAUGGUGAUGCUUGGUGUUUUCUGCUUUUUCAUGUUGAGCUGUUUCCCUGCAACCUCAAGCAAAGCUGGAGUCCAUUAUGAUAAGAUGUUCUUAGAAGCUACUGAUGUUGCAGACGAUUUUGUUAAGCAAGACGACGGAGCUAGUGUCACACCUCUGCCAGAAUUCACUCACGAAAACCAGUGGGAGACUUCACCAGCCACGAAAAACUUUUCUGUUUCAACCUCUUCUAGGCCUGAACUAACUUGGAAGGACACCGAAGUAGUGACCAAUACCUCGGUGAAGAACAAGGGUGACUUGGAGCUUCUGUCGACAGGCACCACGAGUGGUGAUGUCAUGUCCUUCUCCAGGCUCAACGGACCUUUCUUUACUUUCGCCACAGCGUUUGCUGCAGGACCAAUGAAUGGGUCUCGGGUAUUCGACGGACUCUUCAGGGGAGAAGAGACAAAACACAGUCUUUCUCACGUUUCCGAAAGCCGUUCUGAUCACGUGAUCACGACAGAAUGGUCUGACAGAGGUGCCAUGCUCGAGAUGGCCGCUGACAGUACGAAGGAAAAUAGGAGCAGCGGCGGGACAAGAUCCCCAGCAAACCUGUGCUCUGUCAGUGUCGUCAGCGAAGACAUCCUAGUGGACUACCACAACGACUCCCAAGAAGCUCCGCCGGUUUUGUCUCCUGAAACGUACGCCUAUAUCAGCAAAGUUCUGGACAAUGUACGCUUGCCGUGGGACGUCACUUCCGGCUUGCUGACCCUGACGAGUACAUGCAUAUAUAUGCUUCCGGGCAUGCGCAGUCCCACAGGCUAUUAUCUCGUCUCUAUGAACUUGUUUGAGACGCUGUCCGCGCUUACCGGAGUCGUGGGGCUGUGGUGGAGAACAGUGGAUGGACCCGAAGUUGCUUACACUGAGACGUACAACUACGUGCAGAUGGUGUGUGCAAUGUACAUCAACCUCUGCUGCCGGCGCUGCGUCUACUGGCUGGCGGUCGUCGUGUCCAUCGAGCGAGUCUUCGCCGUCAAGUGUCCACUGAGGGCCCGCUACGGCAAGCUGGUCAGGUUUCCCAUGCUGUUUAUCUUGGCCGAUGUGACUGCCACAGUGGCAUUUCACACCUACAUCCCGCUGUCUUAUCGGGUAGUGCAGAAGGAGGCUACCUGUCAGUACCACGUCACAUUCACGGCCUUGUACCUGCAGCAGGUAGAUGACUUUCAAAUCGUCUCCAACGCCGCGAAGUACAUCUUCGCCUACCUACCCCUGUUGGCCGGGGUCUGCACCAACGUGGCCUUGUACCUGGCACUCCAACAGGAGUCGCGCACUCACCUGUCCCUGUGCGCUGUCCACCAGGGGGCGCCACUCCGAAAGAAGAUGCUGGUACAGCGACAGCUGGCCCUGGCUAUCUUGGUGUCGAACACUGUGUUCACGCUGCUGUCACUACCCAACAACACCAUUCACCUGGUCUCCACCUACCACGCAACCUUCGGCCUGGGCAAGCGGGACCAUCACCUGUACCUCAUCCUGUCCCACGGGGCUCUCCUCCUGGUGGAUCUCAGUCGCGUCACCAGCUUCCUGUCCUACGUCACCCUCAGCACCAAGUUCCGGCGAAACGUUCUGCGCAUGCUCACGCCGCGGUCUGCGCUGAAGAAGCUCGGCGCCUGGGGGAUGGGCGACUUGACCAGAGCUACGGUCGACACGCGGUUACAAAUAACAUUCUCCAGCGGAGCAGUGCCAACUGUCACUGGCAGCAUGUCUGUCUCUUAUGCUUAAUAUUCUGUUAUUUAUAGUUUACUUCUUGGUUGCUGACACCUUGUAGAGGUAGUUAUAUGUAUGAAAGCGAGUUCAACCCUUUAGUCUUUAGUAUUUACUAAUCUGUGUCGUGAAAGAUGUUAAGGCUAACCUUUGAAUCAACGAGCUAGUACAGUAAAUAUAAUAAAAAAAUAGUAUGUAAGUCAGGUCAAAAUUAACUACAAUGAUUUUAUUUCUACACAUUACAGAAAAAUGUGUUACUCUUCAAAUGGCGAGAGUGUGUUAUUGUUUUGAAAAAUAUUGAGUACAGAAUUUUGUAAGAAGAAAAAUUUUCAACGCAUAGUCAUCGAGGCAGCACGGACUUUUUUUUUUUUUUAUAUAUAAAAAGGCGUCUAGCAGCCUCUUAAUUAGUCAUCAUGCAUAUUUAACUAAUUUUGUAUCAUGUUCAUCAAAAUCACGGUUCCCGUACGUCUAGAGCAUGUAUAAAUUUUUUCCAAUUUUAUUAUAUAAAAUCGACUAAAAGCAGACUAAUCUAUUCCAGGAAGCGUAAGUGUUCAGGUAAUUUAUGACACUCAUUAUUUUACAGCAACUCUUGAAUUUAGAUAAAGAUUUUUACAAAAUAUCUUGAAAAAGUAAAUGGUGUCUGCAUAUCAUUUUUUAAAAUAUUGAAAUUAGACCAAAGGAGAGUUAUUAUGAAGGAUUUAUUAGUGGUCAGCGUUAAUUACUUUAGCUGGACUGCGAUUAAUUGUUUAAUGUAAUGCAAAUUCAUCUCGAGUAUUGUCACUCUUUAUAAAUAACGGGUACUGCUAAUCCCCACCCCUUUAAAUCCUUUUUUCUCCCCUUGCCGCUUUACCUGUCCGCCCGGUGGCGCCUGUCUCCAAUACAGUCAGGAUUGUCUGUCCUGGGUUCAGAUCUCGUCUCAGGCUUGCUGUUCUUUCUCUGCAUGUGGCACCUGUCUUUACAGGGCUGGAUGCUUUUUGCCGUGAUAUAGCUUAAUUGCUGGCUUGGCAUAACACUCUUAUCAUACCCCUUCUUCCCUCCAAUCCGCGUUACCUCUCUCUCACUCAUUCUCUGGUUUAGUUACCACCUAGAUACCACUCUCCGAGCUUUCAAGUUUGUCUCAUUUGCUCACGUGUUUUCUAGCGGAUUCUUGGCUGCAGAUGUUUUCCUGUCAGAGUCACCAUGACUCAGGGUCAAAGAUUUAUUUAAAGUCUCGUAAGAACACAUUAACCUCUGCGCCCUAGCGAUAUGCGAACUAUUAGCUGCAAAUUAAGCGUGGGAAGUGAGAUUAAAGGGUUGUCAUGGAAGUCCGUUGUACACCGCCAUUUUAAAAUUAAUUUAUUUGUUUUCGUGCUAGAGAUUAUCAGCUUGGGAAAGGAGGCUGUAAAAAAAAAAAAUAGCAGGAAUUAGAGAUUUAGCAGAUGCACUUAUAUCUUUGGGGUGGCAGGUUUAAUUUUGAGCGAAUGCCUGUGGCAUUGUAUGUCUCUGUUUACAACUAAGCUGUGCUAGGUAAUGAGGGGACAAGAAAACUUUAUACAUACAAGUAAAAGAAUAAGCUGUCGUGGGAAAUUUUUGAGGAUGUAUCUCUACUCAUCAUCUGGAAUCCAUCCAUACAGCAACCAAAGUCAAGCACACACACACAUAUACACCACAUCCAUUUUUUUUUUUUUUUGCCAUCCUUUCAUCUACUUGGUUUCUCCUCUACUUGUCUUCCUCCUUCUCGCUAAACAGGAAGCCAAAGGCGAUUUCACAAGAUGGUGAUCUUGUGCAAGCGUUAAAGAAGGGCGGGUAUCACUUGUGAGGAACGGGUGGCGCAGACGGUAGGAGUUGACUCGCACUUUCUUACCGUACCUACGGGAGUGGUUAGGUCGCUUUGUUGUGCUGGAACUCUCUUCUGGCUUGUGUUUGUUUGCCUGUGGCUGCCAGAGAGCUUCAGGUCUCCAGGACCCGGUUGCAUUGCUCGGGCGUAGCUAGUCCCCUGCUAGUCCCGACUAAACCCCCUUAUACCCGACUAGCUAGUCUCCUCACUUACGCCGGUUGCACUGCUCUGGACUAGGCUCGGGACUAGCCACGUCCGAACUAGUAGCUACGGACUAAGGGUUUUACAAAAACCUUCACGGGCUUCCACCGCGAAACGAAAUUUUCACGCGGGAGAUCACUCUAAUCUCGAAAAUGUCAGAUGCUAAAGUGACAGCCAAAUUGAAAAAUAAAACGUCUAUGGAUUAAUAGUGACAGUCGCUGCAAAUCAGACGUUGCUCUUGUCAAAAUUUCGAACGGACUGCAACUGAAAGAAGCAGCGGAAAGAUGUGGUGAGGAUGGUGUGUGCCCAGUCGUCGGCAGAACGAUCAAUGCAUGAGGUAAAUAAACUGUUGUAAGUUUUUUGCAUGUAAACAACCACAAAAGUAAUGCAUAAAAAUAUUUUUUCUUUUGGAUAGGUGGAAUCAAUUUGGAAAAUAAAGUAUCGCUCUG